AUGAACUCACAAAUGAUCCUAGCUGAUGCGAAGUUAAAUAAUUUUGAAAAGCAGGUCAGAGAUGGUGGACGCCUUAGUGAAGAAAGAUGUAUUGUAUCAAUCGACACUGAUCAAACAUAAACUGCAGAUGUUACAAAAAUGGGAAUUUUAUAGAGAAUAAGUCACGUUUUCUAUUUCAUUUAUUUUUCUUGUUUAUUGAGAUUGUGAUUAUAAUCUUUUUAUGUUACCAUAAAUUAUCAUAAUUAUGUUUAUAAUUAUCACUUUGGUUAUCAUCAUUAUUAUAAUUAGUCUUUUGCUUUUCCUCUUUAUCAUUUCGUAGAAUGCCCAAAUAUAACUUUUAAAAACUCUUGGUACAUAUUUUCGGUAAAAGGAUUAUCCUGGCUCUUGAACAGAGAAACUUGCCGAAGCCAAGGAAAGGACCUAGUUUCCAUUGAAACCGAAGAGGAAUGGACUUUCAUCAAUGACGAGAUUCAAAGGCGAAAAGCUACAUGCAGUAGCUCUAUACAUAUGUGGAGUAUUGGUUUAACAAAAAACGCCGGGAAUUGGACCUGGGUGAGUGGAAGACCGCUGACUAUUUGUAAAUGGGAAAAAGGGGAGCCAAGUGGUGAAAACGAUGCAGCUUUCAUGUACAAGCGGUCCAGUCGUGGCGAACGGGGCGUUUUUGGCAGUGGUGGUAGAAUUUGGGGACAAACUUAUAUUUGUGAGAUUUCCAUGGGUAGGUUGUUUUUUUGUUUUUGUUGUUGUUUUGUUUUGUUUUUUUGUUUGUCCGUGUUAUAACAUUAUUUUGAGUAAACUAAAAGACAGCAGAAACGCUUAGGCGUAAUAAAAACAUUCUUUGCUAUCCUUUGUGAUACUCACGAAAGGAUUUAUAUAAACCCUCUGAUAGUCAGGAUCAAGUGAAUGAUUGCAUUUGCAUGAAUGAAAAUAUGUUUUAAAACAAUCUCAAUGAACGUUUACACGAUAUACAUGUUUAACUUUUAACGGCUUAGCUAGUGAGCAGAGGAAAGUUACACAGGUGGUUCUAUUACGAUCACUCUUACGAUUAACAAAAGUUAUGAAACUUUCAGUUAUCGGUUAUUUUCAUGUAGUUAGUUUAUCCUUUCGAUUGAAAAAAAUGAUGGUGAAUACCAAUUACAAAGAAUCAUCAGUCCAAUUGUUUUGUUAGAUAACAGUGCAUGAUGAUGUGAGGUGUGUUAUCUUUUGUGAAGAGCUAAGGACUCAUGUCGGUUAAGAUACAAGCCAAUAAUCACUUUAUAAAACUAAUUAAAAAGACAUGCAGACUUAAUUGUUCUUCGCAUAGGGGAAUCACUUUUAUGUUAAUUGUAUUCUAUUUUAAUAUCCGAUCGUUUGGAAAGCUGUAGGGGCUAAUUUCAAUGCGAUGCAAUUUGUGCAGUGAACAUAAUAAACUGACCAUCCUGCAUCUAAUUCGAAUAUGGCAGACAUCUCGAUUGACUUAGCAACCAUUACGCUAUAGCGAGGUUAGUAAGGGUUAUCUCAGUUCUCAUUGGUCACCAGAGGGCGUAAUACAUUUUCUUAUUUAACAAAUAGUCAAUACUGAGUUGGAAUUUAAUUGAUGUUCUGCUUACCAAAAAGAUAAACAUAGGCAUGCGUGGCAUGCAAGAGUUAUUAUUUUGUUGGGAGGGUUGAGAUGGGACACUUUGUGUACCUAACGCUUUCAGUUUGUUUUUUUUUUUACAGAAAAAGAGCAUAACUUUCAAAAAAAACUAUAUCGCAUUACUUCACCUUAAGAGAAACAAUCUAAAUUGUCUGAACUGACACAGGUAUUUUGUGGUCUAUCGUCUGUAUUGUCUAAAAACCUCAGACAGACUUGCUGGUGCUCUACUACUCUGCUGUCGAGUUGCACUUUGGCCUCCUCUAUUUUUUUUGUCUUACUCAAGAUGACUGUUGUUGUACCUUUGUCUGUUUUUUUGAGGUUUAAAGCAGAAUUGUUUUUCAACUCUUUCAGAGCCGUGACCUUAUUGCGUGACAAAUUAUCUCCCUAUCUUUGGCUAAAAGCCUACAUUUUAAAGUGUGUCUACGCUCUAUGCGUCUUAUGCUUUACUUUUUUUUACUUCCACUGUUGUAAAAGCUAGCUUUUGAGGAGUCUGAGAACACAUUGUAUUCCAUCUCUUUCAUUUGCAAGUGUAUAAAUAGGCUCUCUAAGGUCAGAAAUCACAUUCCUUCAUUGGGCUAUUUUAUCACUGUUUUUUACAAUGUUCGUCGAGUGCUUUCCUUUGAGCGGUUGCCCAUUUACCUGUUUGUACUUACGAGCUGAGAGUUCGUAGUUAGCCCUCUUUCUUUGGCUCUCAGCCUUCUUUUGUGAAAGUUAGUCAAGGCAUUAGCUAAGCCUUGUUGACCUUGUUGUUUUCUUUUACUUCGAACAAUAUGUUCGUUAUUCCUUUAUAAUACUAAUUAGUUGUUAUUAAACUUCACUUUAAUUGCCUCAUAUUCAUGUUGAAAACGUCCAUGGUAUUGUCUUCAAAGAAGAGAGGAGGCUUUUCAAACUAAUUAGAUAAAUGUUUAUAUUUCUUUUUGUUCUUUUCAUCCUUUCGUCAUCAGAAGAAUCAUUAACAGUACCAUCACCAACAUGGACAGCAUUACCAACCUACACAGCAUCACCAACAUGGACAGCAUCACCAACAUACACAGGAUCAUCAACAAGGACAGUAUCGACAACAAUGACAGUUUUACCAACACCGACUUCAUUAUCGUCAUCAACAACUGAAGGUUGCUUAUUUUCCAAAAGUUAGGCUUUUUCCAAUUUCACAUGGCAUCUUUUCAGCUUUUUUGGAGUGUUAAGCACUAUGAUACAUUUUGAGCACACCUGAAAAUAAACUUUUCGUCGUUCUUCUUUUCUUACAGCGCCUUUUUCAUGCCACCCUUUUCUGGAGCGAGGGUUUUGUCUUAAAAGUGUGGGAAGGACAGUAUCCAAUAGUCUAAUUCGUGUUUUUGACAAACGCUAUUGUAGCUGUUUCAUAACGGAACAUAAACGGGUAUACAAGAGAAACUCUUGUAUUUUGAGUAGGGGGUAUUUCUUGAGGUAAUAUUACAAUGGUUCCAUGUUAGAAACUUAACCCGAAAAGCAAUCUGAAAAUGUCUUUUACUGGCUACUACAGCUUUGCCGAAGCACACUGAUGACAAAGCAGAACCAUUCUGAUUAACAGUAAGCUAAGUUUAGAAAGUGACAAACUUUUCAUUUUGUUGCAACGGCUUUUAGGUAAGACUCAGGACCUUGUUGCAGCCAUUUCCGGCGGCGCUGAGGUGAUUCGAGGACUCCAAGAAAACGUCACGUUGGAUGGAUCACCCUCAUAUGACCCUGAAGCUGCACAUGAUGACCAAUCGGGAAUGAACUUUACUUGGCAUUAUGGUAAGAUCACAAGGAAUUACUCCUUUGUGCUGGAAACAAAGAGAGAUUUCUUUACAGAGGUAAACGAGUCAGCUUUGCAAUAUAAUGGAAGAGCAUCUGGCGUGCAAAUUUCCUUGGAUACAGGGGCUAUGUCUCUUGGUGAUAUCUGCAUAGUUAGACUGGUUGUGACCAAAGACUAUCGCAAUGCUAGCGUUUAUCAAAUCAUCCACUUUUCGAAAGGAGAUCCCCCUAAAAUCGAUCAAAGGUAAGAAAUUUAGCGUGUUGUUGAUGCUAUUGCUGCUGUUGUUUGUUAUUUUCGUUGUGACUGAAAUCCCGAUUUAUUUUCCUAUUUUCUUAUUGUUGUUACUGCUUCAGUUGUUGUUGUUGCUGUUGCUUUUGCCAUAGCUGUUGUUUCUCUUGUUAUUUGUUUCGGACAACCUUUCAUAAAUGCCUCGUGUCGCAGUGUUUUGCGUUUGUUUCUGUUGCGGUUGCUAUGACCACCAUUGUUCUCAACGCGCAAGACCCUUGUUACGCCGCAUUGAUCUACAAUCUCAUUAUGUAAUCAGCAUUCUUUCCUUCAUUUUAGAUGUUUCAUUAAUUGUCUGCCUAAAAUCAGCCCCUCAGUACGUCUUAGCGUCAGUUCAGAAUGCCAGGGAUUACAGUGCUUCCAAAUUUCUUCAUAUGAGUGGAAACUCUACCAGCGAUAUGAGGGAAACGCGUCCACUGCAUGGCAAAGAAAAUAUGAUUUAGAACUCAUUACAAGUACACCACUAAAUGCAAGCAACAUUGUUAUAAAUGGAGGUUCCCUUGCUGCUGGAAAUAAGUACCGCUUGGCAUUAUUUAUCACAACUACCGACGGUUUACGGGCGAUGUCAGCUUAUGACAUUUCCACUGCGUUACCGCCCACAAGGGGAACAUGCUCGAUCACUCCGUCAAGCGGCAUCUCCUUGGAAUCAUACUUUACCCUGAGUUGUGUCAACUGGACAAGUGACAGCACCCCUCUGUCCUACCGUUUUCAAUAUAGACUAAAGAACGGUAUGUACACUGUGUUAUAUCAUGGUGUCAACAACUCCAUAGCUACUCUUGGGAUACCGCCUGGGAACAAUGCAGAAAACUAUAACAUAAGACUCAACGUUGUUGUGACUGAUAACUUCGGAAUUUCUGCCUCUCCUGUUAAUCUAACAGCACAGGUAAGUUUAGUCGGUAGGUACUCUAAUAUCGAUGCAGGUGGGAAAUUUUGUUGACAUAAUUUUGUCUUUUUUUUGACAGCUGCCCAUCGGAGGUUAAAGGGCAAAUUUUUCUAAAUAUGCAACUUGAUAAAUAGUGACUGAUGCUCUUUCCGUAGGUUAGACCUUCCCAGAGUCUAAGACCAGAUAAAAUCAAAAGCUUUCUGAUGCCAAAUGAUAGUUUGUUCCAGGAAGUCAUCAGAAAAGGAGACUUGGGAAAAGCGGCACAAUUAGCAAACUCUGUUCUUGCUACACUAGAAACCAGGAUGAAUUUUGAGGAGAAAAUCAAGGUAAAUGCAUUUACAAAUGCUUUCAUACUUCUUGGACGCGCUAUUCACGUAGUUGCAUAAUGAUAUCUCUGCGUAUCCACGUAUUUGCGCAUUCGUGUCUUCAUGUUUUGUGGUACUAAUGACUUUUAUCAUCCAACUGUACUGAGUAGAGUACAAAUAAUACAUAGUAUUUAUAUGAACUCAUCCAUUCGUGUAUUCGUGCACUCAUGUAUUUGUGUGGUAGUGUACUCUUGCAUUCUAGUAUUUGUGUAGUCGUGAAUAUUUGUGUACCCGUGCUGACGUAUAGUCGCAUGUUAGAAGGUUCUUGCAUUAAUAUAUUCGAUUAACCUUAUUACAUUUCAAGGUUAUAGACUUCAUAAUCAGAAAUAUUGCGUCAGUGAAGGUAAACAACACUGCAGACCUGCUUCAAAGCUCCUCCGUGAUUGGUUCUGCUCUUCACGUUUUGGAAAAGGUCUCUCCCGGGCUAUUGGUAAGUAAAGUUAGAUCGAUCGUUCAUCGAGAACAAUGAGACACAUGUAGAGGAAUAUAAAAUUUCCAUAAUUGACAUAAUGAUGUAAAUCUUUGAAUGCUUUUUUCAUAAGCCGGAGUUCCGUAACGCUAUCAUGGUUGUCUUGGUUUAGUUUAUCAAGCGAAACCUAAAAAUGUUUCAAAAAAAGAAGAUUAAGCGCGUUUUCAAAUUCCUAUACCUGAACAAACUCGGUUUAAAAGUGACGAUACCUCUCUAACCCCCGACUCCUAGAAAUAGAAACGUACUGUGCUGAGCAGCUAAUCCUAAAAAGAAUAAUCCCAUGUUUUUACAUAAUGCACUCUCAGGAACUGUCGUUAUCGGCUGUCGACUCGCAAACGAACUUCCUAUGGUCUACCGUCCAGUUGAAAGACGUUGCUGAUUUGUCGUUACUCACUCGAUCGGCCGAAAACUUAGUUUGGUGUCUUCAAAGGGUGCUAAAGAUAUCUGCAGAGAUGGCGUCAAUAGAUUCCACCUUAGACUUCCAAGAGCAGGUAUUUUGUUAGCUGGUAUAGUCCAACAGCGAAACCUAGUUACAUAUGAAACUUCAAGCUGCACUUGAGUCGGCUUCUCUCAUUUUUAAUCGAUACAUUGCGUGCCAGGCUGAUGCUACUGUCAAAUAAUGUAAUAAAGUUACCAUUAUCGCUACUUACAAUAGGUCGUCACAAACCUUACAAGUGCCUGAAAAAAAUUUUCAUUGUCGUUGGUAAGCUCUUUUUGUUAGUUUAGCUUCGCUUCUUUUCGUUAUUUUUACCUGUUAUAAACAGUAGGUCGUCGCAAACCUUACAAGUGCCUCUUUUGUCUUUGCUAAGCUCUUUUUUUAGCCUAGCUUUGCUUCUUUUUGUUAAUCUUUCAUUUAACAGGGUGAAAGAUCUGUUAAUACUGCCCUUAAAGUGCUUGGAAAAGUUGCAGACGCAUUGUUAGCCCUGAGAAUCUCGGAUGAAAACAUGAUAUCAAUCUCCACUGGUCACCUGAAGAUGACAUUAGGGCGACAUAGCCCGAAUAAACUUGCAGGGCUGCAGAUAAAGGGCGGAAGUGGCAGCUUCAUUUUACCACCGUGGCCUGUCACAGGAAGAAACACAACAAGUUUUGUCGACACCCAGGUAAGGGAUUACAUCAAAAUAAGAAACGAGCGCAUGUCAAAAUCGAUUUAGUCGUGGGUGACUUCGGAAAGUCUGAUAACCCAAGAGCAAACGCAUUCGAAGGUACAGUCUUUGUUAGCCAUCCUGAACUCUUUUUCUCGUUUGGCUUCCAUAAUUGUGGUCAGUUAGCAAUAAUUAUCAUGUCUCUGAAUCCUCAAUUCCUUAAAGUCAACAAAAAGUUUUGAUUUUUUCUUAUUGCAGAUGUUAUCAAUGUCAUUCAACCCCUACACCUGGGACAGCACCAAGGAGCGAGUCGACUCUGAUGUUCUCUUUCUGGACCUAAAGGACAAUAGAAGCGAGCUAUUGGAAGUGUCAAGUCUACCAGACGACAUUGUUAUCGUUAUUCCAUCAAAACCUCGGACAAUGCCCAAGGAGCUAUGGUACUUCACUACGGAUGACGAUUUACGUUUCCACGAGAUAACUGUCAAGUACGAAAACACUCUGAUACAGGUAGAGGUCAAACCCCAAGAGCCAACUGUACAUCUCUUUGUUUACUUCCGAUUUGGUCAACGGCCAACAAUUCGAAACUACGAUCUCAAUGCAACAAUCUCUCAAUAUGGACAGUGCGUUUGGACCGCAAGUACGCAUGACAAAAAGGAGAGACAACCAGAAUGCUCGUCGAUCCCACUUACCCCAAUAGCAACAUUGGCCAGGCAUCCUGGAAAAUACUUUGUAGGCGUAAAAAACUAUAAUGCCACCACGACCACCCCACACAGGAGAAAGAAAAGAUCGUGUUUUAUAGCUGGACGGCAAAAGCGCUCUUGCGUCGAAGUCAAAGAUCCCCCACCUACCCUACCCAUGAGUAAAACUGCAUCUGUGACACCAGCUUAUGAUUCCAAAACCGAUCAGAACUAUACUCUGAGGGUGAGCUUCGGUAGCUGUGUAUACUGGUCAGCGAAAGUUGAGAAGUGGGUAACAAAAGGCUGUCGGGUGAGUCGGUGUAAAUUGCUUACAUUAUCGAAUAAUUUUUAUAAUGUGGAAUUAGUCCAGUCACUUUUCAGAGAAUUCGUGGGUUUCACGUAAUUGUGGAAAAAUGAGUGCUUCAUUGUGAUCAUCGCUUAUUUGGCAACUAAAAAUCGAGAAGACAAAACCUUGUCGAGCCCGUGUGUAGUCUUCUAUCGUUAAAAAUAUAAUUAUUCUCAUAGCUAAUCACGACCUUUGAACACCUUUGAAUGGACAAGACACAUCAUUAGUACUGAAAACCGAAACAGUGAUUUUCUGUCUGGAUAAUUCCAGAUUUUAGGAGCAUUGGACAGAUUUACUAACUGCAGCUGCGAUCACCUGACAUCCUUCGGGGGAAGUCUUUUGGUCAAACCGAAUCCUAUCGACUUCGACAAGGUUCAAGUGCAGAUUCAAAAGUUGCCAGAAUCUGGAAAUAUCACAGUUAUUUUGGCGGUAGCUUUGGUUUUCUUAAGUUACGUGAUUGUGCUUGUUAUCGUCAGGAAGACAGACAUAGAAGACUCUAAAAAGGUAAGUUCUGAACAUAUUUCGUAUUAUGUAGAAAUUAAUACGCUUUGAAAACUUGCAGAAUUCAUAUUUUUCUAAGUAUCCUCAAAAAAAGUGAUCAGCAAACUUGGAAGAAAUCACAGAGAUAAUUUAAGGUUUCCAAGUUUUUUUAAUAUCAACAAUAGAUGUAUUUUUUUGUUUUUUUUAAGUAAGGGAAAAAGUAAAAAAAAUAAUAAAUCACCGAUUCAUUAAUGGUAUUAUCAUUUUUCUUAAGAACGUUUCACCAGUCCAUUUGCCAUCCUCUCCAGAGAGUACAUUUGAAUACGAGAUAGUAAUAACUACAGGAGUCUGGAUAUACUCAGGCACAACAGCUCAAGUUGCUAUGGAGAUUUACGGUUCUCACGGAAGGAGUGGAAUUCUUCAGCUCAGCCAAGAAGAGGCUGGUUCAAUUGACGUGUUCUUCUCUCGUGGUAACUCGGCCGUGUUUCUACUGUAUGUUAACAAAUCACUUGGUGUAAUUCGAGAAGUGAAGAUUGGUCAUAACAACUUUGGUGACAGUCCUUCGUGGUUUUUGGAGGAAAUUUUCAUUCGGGACGUACAAUCCAAUCAGUCUUGGAAAUUUAUGGUCAGUCAGUGGUUUGCUCUUGAGCGCGGAGACGGGCGUAUCGAGCGAAUGUUUCAAGCAACGGUAUCUCAAAUGGACUUUGUCAGUGAGGUUGCAAGACGCUGGUGGAGAGGGCUUACGGAGCUACAUAUUUGGGUUUCAGUUGCUGCCAAACCAAAGAGAAGCCACUUUUCAAGAGUACAGCGGGUUUCUUGCUGCCUUUCAGUGCUUUUGACAUCCAUGUUUGCAAACGCGAUGUUUUAUGAGCUACAUGGAAGAUGUGAACAACCUUUUCAAGUUGGACCGUUGAAAUUCUCCUGGAGACAAGUAGUUACUGGUAUUGAAAGCGCGCUCAUUAUGGCACCAAUAAACAUACUAAUAGUGCUUUUAUUUAAAGAAGCAUCCAAAAAGUCCUCGAGUAACAACAGUCCUUGCUAUAAAGCUAAUCUAAUCAAAAGUAUCGCCUGGUUCUUGUUUUUCGGUUCUUGUGCUAUUUCUGCUACGUUUACAAUCGUCUACAGCCUGAUUUGGGAAAAGAGUGUCAGUGAGCAGUGGCUGUCCUCAAUGCUUAUCUCCUUUGCUCAAGAUGUCACAAUCACGGAACCAGUUAAAGUGUUCUUUACAGCUGUAGUUUUGGCGGCCAUUAUCAAGAUGAAGGCGAAGAGAUUAACGGUACCUGCAUGUGAAGACUCUAAUCAAGUUGAAAGUGGUCGCUCAAAACAAAGGCUGUGGACGUUGAAAUUAUCGGAAGUAGAAAAGAUGAGGAAACGCCAGGCCAAGAAACAGAACCUGUCACGUUACUUCACAGAGUUGGGUAUCUACUUGGUUUUCGUUUUCUUUUUAAUGGUAGUGUGCUAUGGAAACAGAAAUGACCAUCGUUACCUAAUGACCAGAUCAAUUCGAGAUGGACUGCCCAAUUUUAACAAUGUGAGUAACAUUUAUUGUGUUUGGAGAAAUCCUUAAAAGACUGAUAUUACCCAACGAUUGAUUCUGGAUUGCCAAACCCUAUUUGAAAUCUAUUUUCACGACAUAAACGUAUCCUCCAAAGCGUAAACACAUCUUUUCUUUAUAGGGAAUUAUUGCCACUUUUCAAGUCCGUGGGUUGUGUAUAGAACAACUGUUAUGAUCACAUUUCGAAUUUUGAUUAGAAUCUGUAUCAAUUCUUCUCAGACUUUGCAUCAUAAUGGCUUGGCUCCCUUACCUGUUUCUAAAUGUUCCUGAUCCACCAGCGAGUCAUGCCUCCAUCUCAGUCCGUGAAAUCCGACCAACACAUCUCCCGUUCUUGACUUUCUUUUUAUUUAGUCUGUUUUUAAGCAUCAUAUCCACAAUAAGCGAUACGAAAGGUGAUGUAGUCACAAAUUGUAAGUAACGUAUUAAUUUUCAUUGAACUCAGAUGGCAGAUGACAGGAAGUACUGGAGCUGGCUGCGGGAAGUUUUCAUUCCUGGAGUGUUUUCCGGUAGAUGGUACAACGGUCAGGAAGAGAAAAAAACAAUGUACAUUGGUAAUAAAUGCUCUCUUCUCGUCGGGAUGGCUCGAUUAAGGCAACUGAGAGUGAAAUCGAGUAAGUCCUUUCUUUUAUUUACUUUUAAGUCUAACUCAACCUAAAGGAGACGCCCAGAAAUUAUAAUGUUUUUUCUGUCAAAGUGUUAGGCAUACGUUGUCAAGAUUUUGAUAUUCUACUUUAUUUUGUAUUGGUCUAUACACCUUUUAAAAAAAAAAUAAAGGACACAAGUGAAUAUCCGGUUUUUAAAUAAAUUUUCCUAUACGAUAAAGAAUAUGGGAGAUGUGCUAUACCUGUAGAUUGAAUUAGUUCCAAAACAAACUUUCUAAUAAAUGUCCCUUUUUUUAUUAAACUUACAGCACCAUGCAACGUGUUAAAAUACAUGAAGACAACUUUCCAGGAAUGUUACGAAGGAUAUUCGGAAACAAACGAAGACAAGACCGCUUUCUAUGAACCGGGCUGGAGGUUUGUCGACAACUCUACAAGAGACGAAGAUUUAUUUCGACUUUGCCCGAAGCCAUGGCGAUAUCAAGAUGCGGAAGAAAGUGAUAGCGGGUCAGAGUGGGGACAGUUCUCAUUUUAUCGUGGAGGAGGAUUUGUAGCAGACCUCGGGUACAAGAACCAUACGGGGUUCAAAGCCGUAACCACUUUGCAAAACAACGGUUGGCUUGACAGGCAAACCCGGGCAGUUCUCGCACAGUUUUCCGUGUUUAACCCAUCGGUGAAUAUUUUAGGUGUUGCCACAUACUUUUACGAAGUUGAGGCAUCAGGACUCAAAGAAGCUUUGGUACAAACUGACAUUCUUUCUCUUGAUCCUACAAACACAGCUUCAUAUCAGUUCUAUUUGAUUUGCAUUUUACUAUACGCUGUAUCCGUUCUGCUGUUUUUGGGAAGAGAAUUCUUCAAGCUUUACAAUCACCGUUCCCGGUAUUUCCAGUCCGUGUGGAAUUGGGUGGAGAUGUCCCAGGUUGUUUUCUCCGUGUUGGCCGUGGUUUUGUACAUAAAACGACAAAUCAUAGUCUCUUCAACAUGGGCAAGGUUAAAAGAAAACAGUUAUGCAAAUAUAAGUUUCAAAAAAGCUAUCAUUUGGCAUGAAGCAGAAAAUGUUGUACUUGGAAUCCUGAUGUUUAUCGUCACUGCAAAACUCUUGCGAGUCAUUCGCUUCAAUAAACAUGUUGCUGUAUUCUCCAAAGCAUUGACGAUAUCUGCACAAUCUCUUUCAUCCUUUAGCAUUGUCCUAUUGAUUCUCUUCGUGGCAUUUCUUCACGUCGGUGUAUUGAUGUUUGGCACUGGAUCUGAGCGCUACUCCUCAGUGCUAAAAGCAGCUUAUUUCCAACUCGAACUGACUCUUGGAAGAGUAAAAGCCAGACCAAUCAGUGAAUUAGCAGAGGUAAACAGCACAUACGCUAAGAUAUUCGUCUUUGCUAUUCUUUUCACUCUAACAAUUAUCUGCAUGAACUUUUUUAUUGGCGUAAUAAACGAUGCACUUCUGGAUGCAAAGGAUACCGCGAACGAAAGUAAGUUGCACGAACUUGUUGAUGAGGUUCGUUGCAAAGGCUCAAAAGAACGGAACGCAUUUUUCGAUGCUGUCAGCAGUCGACUGAGACAACUGAAAGUCGUCCAAGCAUCAAACAUGGAAGAGAAAAAAGCAGUAGAUAGAAGCAUUACCCUUGAUUCCACGAAGAGUUCAAAAAUCAACUUUGACCAAAUCAGUGAGGCCAUCAAAGCUUUGAGGGGGAAAACAGGUCAAGAACCAGGAGAAAAACAGCCGAAAUACUCAAGAGGAAAAUCAUUUUUCGAUGGAAUUAGCAAAUUCUUGAAAACACUGGGAAGAAUGAGCCAUGACGAACACUGCAAAGUUAAAAAAAGGAGGAAAGUUCGAUUCCAAGAGGAUGUUGCUAACUCUCAUCUUCGGAAAUUAGAGAAAAGAGAGUAUGACCUGUUUCAGCGGCUUGAUAGGGUUAUGGCGGGAUUCUCAAAAGAGGACGAAGAAUAUCGUUAUCUAAUGGAAACAACGCGAGCUUAUGACUUCUAA
Pocillopora meandrina is the source of this 12096-nucleotide messenger RNA. The record is from the annotation of a GenBank genome assembly. Lineage: Eukaryota; Metazoa; Cnidaria; Anthozoa; Scleractinia; Pocilloporidae.